AUGGAUCUAGCUGCUCGAGGCGCCGCUGCUGUCGAGUCUAAGGACUUUCGGUCUGCUGUGUCGCUCUACACUCAGGCUCUCAUCGACCACCCUCACUCCCCGGAUUACUUCAACCAACGGUCGCUCGCAUUCGCCCGUCUCUCACCACCCCGCCAUGACCUGGCUCUUAAAGAUGCAGAGUAUGCUGUCCUCUUCGCCCAGAAGCGUGCAAAGAGGGAGAAGAUCCAGGCUGCACAACAGCGGCGAGUCGUCGCCCUCCAUGGACUCGGACGUUACGCAGAUGCCAAAGCGGUUUUACAGACCAUGGUGAAAUGGAGAUCCACCAAAUCUGCGAAGAUGGAGGGUGACAUGUGGCUGGCAAGGGUGGAAAAGAAGUUGGCAGAAGCUCCAGAGGCGGAGAGAGUGUCCUCGGAGAAAGAAUAUCCACAGAUCGACCUCCCCAGUGAGGCACAAAUGAAGAAGUGGCUCGAGACACAAUUGAAGGCAGACGGGUCUUAUAAAUUUGAUGAAGAGAAAGAUGCCGACACGACCGCCUCCGACGCAGCAGCAGCUACAUCUGGUACCACCAAGUCCAACGGACAUGGGACGUCGACAAAACCUAGUUCAUCCACCGCUAUGCCCACAUCUGCUCCAUCAAAGAUCCGACACGAAUGGUACCAAUCUCCUCAAGCAGUCACACUGACCCUCUACGCCAAAAAUGUCCCCAAAGACGCCUGCGACAUUGAUAUCCAAGAAGAUUGCAUAUCCAUCUCCUUCCCUCAUCCCGCCAAUCCGUCCUCCACAUUCACAUUCACAAUUGACCCCCUCUUCGCUCUCAUCGAUCCGUCCCAAAGCAAAGCUGCGAUUCUGUCCACGAAGGUCGAGUUGACGCUCAAGAAAGCGCAGGCGGGAAAGUGGCAUGACCUCGAAGGUGUUGCGCCUUUGAACACACAGUCAUCAAAGGCAAGCAGUGAAAAGGAGAAAGAGAAUGCUAGGCCGACAUCAAUGUCCACAUUGACCAAUACAACCCCAUCAGCUACAGCUGUUCCACAAAUGGCCGUGCUGAAGGACAAUCCCCCUUCCUAUCCAACCUCCUCUCGCAAGGGCCCCAAGAACUGGGACAAACUCGCCAACGAACUGCACGCGCAAUCGAAACCCAAAACGAAGACAAAAUCCAAGGAGAAGAGCAAACCAAAGGCAGGUGACUCUUCCAAAGACAACAAAUCCAGUCCUCCCGGCUCCGACGCAGAAGAAGGCGGUGACUACGACUCGGACUUCGAUAGUGUUGACCCUGUCGAUGGCUUCUUCAAGAAACUUUAUGCCUCCGCGGACGAAGACACGCGUAGAGCCAUGAUGAAGAGCUUCUAUGAGAGUAAUGGCACCGCAUUGAGCACGAACUGGUCGGAAGUCGGGUCGAAGAAAGUCGAGGAGGUUAAGAGUUCCAAGGACUAA
Fonsecaea multimorphosa CBS 102226 is the source of this 1431-nucleotide messenger RNA. RefSeq lists its product as uncharacterized. The transcript has a single exon. Gene Ontology annotation, molecular function: protein-folding chaperone binding. Lineage: Eukaryota; Fungi; Ascomycota; Eurotiomycetes; Chaetothyriales; Herpotrichiellaceae. The record is from RefSeq and is a predicted model, not a curated record. Gene Ontology annotation, biological process: protein stabilization. Bases 1 to 1431 code for a protein of 476 amino acids.